GGAAGUGGUGGGUGGUCCCAAGCGAGAGUCACGUGGGUCGCUCGCUUCCGGCUUGGGGAGGGAGGAAGGGAGGUGGCGCAGGCGCACUUCGGUGGCUGCUGCCACUUCGGGGGAGUUUGCUGGGCGAUCGGCACGAUCGGCUCCUCGCUCGGCCUAAGGGGGCCUCCAUGUUGACCUGACCCCGCUUUUUUUUAGGGGACCAGGGCGGGGACGUUUAUCCUGCGAGGAUCGUGGACAAACAGACAAACAAAAGGACCAAAGAGGAGGCCUCCAUGGCGGCCCUGGGCCCCGGCAGCCAGAAUGUCACCGAGUAUGUUGUUCGAGUUCCCAAAAAUACCACCAAAAAGUACAACAUUAUGGCCUUCAAUGCAGCCGAUAAAGUCAACCUGGCCACUUGGAAUCAGGCCCGGCUGGAGCGAGACCUGAGCAACAAGAAGAUUUACCAGGAGGAGGAGCUGCCCGAGUCGGGCGCCGGCAGUGAGUUCAACAGGAAGCUGCGGGAGGAGGCGCGGAGGAAGAAGUAUGGCAUCGUGCUCAAGGAGUUUCGGCCCGAGGACCAGCCCUGGCUGCUCCGAGUCAACGGCAAGGCAGGCCGGAAGUUCAAGGGCAUCAAGAAGGGCGGCGUGACGGAGAACACGUCCUACUACAUCUUCACCCAGUGCCCCGAUGGCGCCUUCGAGGCCUUCCCCGUGCACAACUGGUACAACUUCACGCCGCUCGCCCGCCACCGCACGCUCACGGCCGAGGAGGCAGAGGAGGAGUGGGAGCGGAGGAACAAGGUGCUGAACCACUUCAGCAUCAUGCAACAGCGGCGCCUCAAGGACCAGGGCCAGGACGAGGAGGAGGAGGAGAAGGAGAAGCGUGGCCGCAAGAAGCCCAGCGAGCUGCGGAUCCAUGACCUAGAGGACGACCUGGAGAUGUCGUCAGAGGAUAGCGAGGCCAGCGGGGAAGAGGGUGGUCGAACCUCCAAGGCCACAAAGAAGGCCCCACAGUCCAAGGGCAGCAAGAAAAAGAAGAAGAAGAAGGGGUCGGACGACGAGGCCCUGGAGGACAGCGACGAUGGGGACUUCGAGGGCCAGGAGGUGGAUUACAUGUCGGACAGCUCCAGCUCUGAGGACGAGCUGCCCGGAAAGGCUAAGGCCCAGCAGCAGGAGGAGGGCCCCAAAGGCGUGGGGGAGCACAGUGAGAGCAGUGAGGAGAGCGAGGAGGAGAAGGCGCCUGAGGAGGAACGGGAGGAGGAGGAGGACAAGAAGGCGCCGACGCCACAGGACAAGAAGCGCAAGAAAGACAGCAGCGAUGAGUCUGAAAGUUCUGAGGAGAGUGACAUUGACAGCGAGGCCUCCUCAGCCCUCUUCAUGGCGAAGAAGAAGACGCCCCCCAAGAGAGAGCGGAAGCCAUCAGGCAGCAGCUCCCGAGGGAAUAGCCGGCCGGGGACGCCCAGCACCGAGCCAGGCAGCACGCCGUCCACCCUUAGGGCAGCCGCCAACAAGCUGGAGCAAGGCAAAAGGACCAGCGAGACACCAACGGCCAAGCGGCUGAGGCUGGAAGCCGGAGCCCAGAACCCAUCGGGCAAGUCCACCCCGCAGCCUCAGUCGGGGAAAUCAACACCCAGCAGCGGGGAUGUGCAGGUGACAGAGGACGCCGUGCGCCGCUACCUUACCCGGAAGCCCAUGACCACCAAGGACCUGCUGAAGAAAUUCCAGACCAAGAAGACGGGGCUGAGCAGCGAGCAGACAGUCAACGUCCUGGCGCAGAUCCUCAAGCGCCUCAACCCCGAGCGCAAGAUGAUCGGGGACAAGAUGCACUUUUCCCUCAAGGAGUGACACCC
This is a messenger RNA of Suncus etruscus (white-toothed pygmy shrew), 1828 nucleotides long. It is a transcript of the gene GTF2F1, whose product is annotated as general transcription factor IIF subunit 1. Gene Ontology annotation, cellular component: transcription factor TFIIF complex; nucleus. The record is from RefSeq and is a predicted model, not a curated record. Gene Ontology annotation, molecular function: TFIIF-class transcription factor complex binding; RNA polymerase II general transcription initiation factor activity; DNA binding. Gene Ontology annotation, biological process: transcription initiation at RNA polymerase II promoter; positive regulation of transcription elongation by RNA polymerase II. Bases 273 to 1823 code for a protein of 516 amino acids. The transcript has 12 exons. NCBI's taxonomy places the organism in Eukaryota, Metazoa, Chordata, Mammalia, Eulipotyphla, Soricidae.